CAAUGACGUGUGUAAAACAGGAAGAACUUCCAAUUGUGUUUAUUCCGUGGUUGGAUUACAUAUUUCUUGGAAGCCUUGCCAGUUAAAAAGGUGUUGCUGUCUCUCUUACCAACCACACAAUGACGCACUGGUUUCAUCGAAAUCCUUUGAAGGCGACAGCGCCCGUGUCGUUCAAUCUGUAUGGAGUGGCAUCCAGUCCUGCAGCCAGUAAAAUUUGCAAUGACCUGAGGACAACACGGGCUAGGCUUUUGGACAUGUUCACAGAUGCUACCUGCACUCCAGAGAUCAUGAAGAAGGCCAUUGAUGACUAUUUCUCGCUUUUACAGGGGUUCAUUGUAUCUCUUGAUGGUACUACACAAGAGAACAAGCUACGUUUCAUUCAGAACUUUAAGUGGACUGACACUUUGCAAGGAAACACACCAAGUUCUCAACAAGAUGCUGUUUUUGAGCUGGUAUCCAUGGGAUUUAACAUUGCCAUUUGGCAUACUAAAUUUGCAUCAAGGCUUGCUGGAAAGGAAAACAUCACUGAAGAUGAAGCAAAGGAUGUUCAUAAGAGUCUGAAAAUUGCUGCUGGAAUUUUCAAGUACCUUAAGGAGAUUCAGAUACCCCGUCUUAUCACACCAGCUGAGAAAGGCAGAGACCUGGAGCUGAGGGUCAUUGACACCUACAUUGUGCAGAGUCAAGCAGAGGCUCAGGAAGUGACCAUUGCCCGUGCAAUUGAGCUGAAGCAUAAUGCAGGCCUUAUUGCAGCAUUGGCAUUUGAGACAGCAAAUUUCUAUCAAAAGGCUGAUCAUACUCUUAACACUCUGGAUCCAGAUUACAGCAGUAAGUGGAGAAAGUAUCUGCAGCUGAAACAGCACUUUUACAUGGCUUAUGCACACUGCUACCAUGGACAGACUCUCCUUGCUAGUGACAAAUGUGGAGAGGCCAUAAGAUCCUUGCAGGAGGCUGAAAAGUGUUACUCACGUGCAGAGGUGCUGUGUAAAGAAUACCGUCAGACCAAAGGCCCAGGGAGCACUGCUAAGCCCUCUGAACAGCUCUUCUUUAGGAAACUUGGUGGUCUGAUCAAGAACACUCUGGAAAAAUGCCAGAGGGAAAAUGGCUUCAUAUACUUCCAUAAGGUGCCUGCAGAAGCUCCUGUUUUGGAGCUGAAGGCAAGUUACGGCUUGGCUGAGCCCAUUACCUUCGACCUCCCUUCUCUCAGUGACCAGUGCACUCCUGAGGUCUAUGCCACAUUUGAUCUCACUAGAGGACUGAAAGAUGACCAGGCAAAAGCGAAACCCAAGCAAGAGGAGGAGAUUAAACCCGUGAAGGAACCUGAUCUCAAGCCUCAGAAAGACACUGGUUGUGUGAUAUCUUAGGCAUUUUCAGGACCUAUCCACCAGUGUGUUUCUGUCUACAGUACUAGAAUGGGAGUCUAGAUCCUUUUCCUUCCCAUUAAAUCUCAAAAUGUUUAAUCUUUUCAUAUCCCAGGUACAGUGUCUAUACUGAAAUAAGAUCUAAAAAUGGGAAGCAGUACAUUGCAGUACCCUUGUUACUGUAAUGUUUUUUGGAAUGUUUAGCAAAGUCAGUAAUUUAUGUGAAUAACUUUUCACUGUAGUCUUGUUCUUCCAUACAGUUAAAACAGUAAAUGUAGUUUAACAUGAAGAUAAUUUCUGAGAUUGAGGAGGGGACAAGAGAAUUUGAGGUUGUUAAUGUUCAAAUUAAUUUAAUUACUUUAACUGAGUCACAGUGCUUGAAUUAUAUUGUAUGUUUAAUUGAUUCAGAAGUUACUCUCACAAUUUAACUUCUGCUUAAAUAUUAUGUUCAUAUACAAACACUAGAGUAGAGCAUUUCACUGCUCUUGCCACCUCUGCUGAAAAUACAGCUGGCUGUUUGUAAGACUAAUUUUGGGGAUCUCUAGAUGAUUUAAUCAGUGAAAUGCUUUUGGGUGAUAAUGUGGCACUUGGGUUCCUAAUCUAUAGGGCAACUUAUAUCUAAAUUGAAACCAUAUAGAGCUAGUUUCUUGGACUUGGAUUGGACCCAGACUAUAAAGGGCAAUGCUUGUGUUGUUUUGCCUUUAAACAUCCUACGAAGUCUUGGCUUAGGAAAUUAAAGGAAAGAAAUUAAUAACUUAUAAAAAAUAAGAUUUUUUUCUCAGCAGUGGAACAAAGACAGGCACAUGUUAUUUUUUGGGUCACAGACUGAAGCUCCUCAUCUGGUUUACAUGCACAGUGGAGGAAUGGCCAGUUCAAAUUUAAUAUGCACAGAAGUGUUCUUUAAAAAAAAAAGCCUGUGGUCACUUGUUCUUUUACUGGCUUCAAAGACGGAACGUAUCACAGAUUUGGUCGCAUGUAAUGUUUACAGCAAAAUUGUGAAGUGCCAUUAUACCUAUACUACAUGUUACUAGAUACUAGAAGAUAAAAUCUGACCCCCACCCUCCAAGGUAUGUUUUUUGUGACAUUAGGCAUGCAGUGAGGAUUACAAUAAUAAUGCUGUACAUAUGUUUGACAAAAUAUCAAUAUCAGUCUUUGUGAAAUACAUUCAGUGUUUGAAGUUGUUUUCCUUUUACCUGAGCUGCUUUUGCUAUGUUUCUGUUUUCUAACUGGGCUGAAUUUGAAAUUGUUAGUAGUCUGUAAGCAAAUUUCUCAUUCCGGGAAACCAAUAUGGCUCAUUUAUAAGCGGAAAAAUACUGUGCUAUGGUAAGUACAAAAUACACAGUGGAUUGUCUACUAAAUAUGUUGUUAUAAAUUUUCAUAAAUCCAUAGAUCUUUCUGAUAUUGAAUGUGUUCAUAUACACAAUUAUGCACAGACACACACAUAAAAUAUUCUGUCCAUUAUUUCACAUUUGAAAGUGUGAACAUCAAGUUAGCUUGUACUAGUACUAAAUAUGACAGACACAGAGAUUAUACACACAAUUCAAUACAUGCAUAACAUAAUUUACUUAUACUACUGAUUUCAAUACUCAACUUUUUUUUUAAAUUUCCUUUUAAUUAUAUAUGUAAAUAAUUACAGUUCUGUAGAGGGAAAGAUCUCAGAUGCCUAAAUUCACAUUUUUUACAUUAGUUAGUCAAUAUCUAGAUAUGGUGAUCUCCAGAAUAUGUACUUGCAGAUUGCUGUGACUCACUGUCAUAUAUUUAUUGCCUUCAUCCAUUAAAAAGUUUGUCAAAUA
Pygocentrus nattereri (red-bellied piranha) is the source of this 3151-nucleotide messenger RNA. RefSeq names its product BRO1 domain and CAAX motif containing (gene brox). Lineage: Eukaryota; Metazoa; Chordata; Actinopteri; Characiformes; Serrasalmidae. The transcript has 13 exons. The coding region runs from base 120 to 1361 and encodes 413 amino acids. The record is from RefSeq and is a predicted model, not a curated record.